Molecule: messenger RNA, 154 nt
Organism: Funneliformis geosporum
Lineage: Eukaryota; Fungi; Glomeromycota; Glomeromycetes; Glomerales; Glomeraceae
Source: the annotation of a GenBank genome assembly
AUGGCGACUAUGGUACAUGUAAACAAACUUUUGACCCCAGCUUAUUCAACCAUUCCAUUUUAUGAUGGUUUUAAUGCCCUUGCAGUAUCUAAUAAAAUGAGAGAAAAGAUGACAGGUAGAUUCCAUCCAAUUCCUGUUAACAAUCCAUAUAAUG